AUGGAGUAUAUUGCAUAUACCGAUGCAAAAUUUUAAUUUCUGGGAACUCGUAAACACUUCUUUCGGGAUAAACAAUAUUAUGUGAGUGUUUUUGAGGAUUGCUUUAUAAUGGGCAAUGUAAUUCUCAAAAUAAUAUUUGAUUAGACAUGCGAUACACAAUCGCCAAAGUACAAAAUAAGUUUUGAUCUCAAUAUCAAAUUAAAUUGGGACUUGAAAAAGCAGGAAAAUGGUGUAAUUAUCUAAUCAUUUGUUUUUCCAUACAAAAAUUCAUUUAAGACUCUCUAUGCUAAGCAUGAUGAUUUAAUGAAGUAACUUGAAUAUUUUAUUCUUAUAUUUGUCAGAUUCAAAGAACUGCUUGGUCAAUCAGUGACUUAUGAAGGCAUUGGCGAUCUCUAUCUUCCAAUUUUGUAGAUUGGGAAAGGCAGUUCAGCUAAAGUAAAAUGCAAAUUAAUUUCAGGUUUAUAGUGCUUAAGACAUUUUGAAUUAAAAUAUUUAUGCGAUCAAAGCCAUAGAGAAAUCAUUUUUAAAUUAGACUGAAAAAGGCUCUGGUUUAGUAAUACUAACAUUUUUAUCAAUUAGGCUGCUUAUAAAAUGGAAGUGCAGAUCCUUAAAAUCUUAUCUCCUUAUUCUAAGAACUUUCUCACCUUAAAGGAGAUAUAUGAAGGUGAUCACACUUUCUAUUUGGUGACAGAUUAUCUAGAGGGCACAACUCUGAGUGAAGAAAUAGAAAAAGCCAAAGUAAUAUUGAUGUUAUAAAUAGAAUCUUCCAGAUCGUAGGCUGCCAAUAUAAACCAUCAAAGUAUUAAUGUACAAAUUAUUAACAAGUUUAGUUUUACUGCAUGAAAACAACGUAUUUCAAAUAUUAUAUAAUGUAAGAUCAUUCAUAGAGAUCUCAAACCAGACAAUCUGAUGUUUGCCAAAAAAAACGAUUAUUCUUCCUUAGUUUUGGUUGAUUUUGGAUUGGCUACACUUGAAACCCUUGAUAAGUAUGCAUAUUAAGCGAAUGAAUAUUAGAUUUCUGUUUCCUAAAUGUGGCACUCCGGGAUAUGUUGCACCUGAGGUUCUUAACUUAAAUUAUGAAAAUAAAUACACAACAAAAGUCGAUAUUUUUAGUAGUGGUUGUAUUCUUUAUAAAUUAUUGACUGGAAAGAGCAUUUUUGGAGGAAAAACCUUUGAUGAUGUUCUAAUAACAAACAAAAAAUGCUACAUUGAUUUGGAUCUUCCAAUUGAUCAUGUUUAUGUAACAGAUCUUUCUCUCGUAAUCAAUUUACUUUACUAUUAUUCUAGAAUUUAUUAGGAUAACUAUUAAAUAAAAAUGCCAAGUAGAGAAUAAGUGCUAGAUAAGCACUUUGUCAUCCAUUUUUUGAGUAAAUCAAUGAGCAGAGCACUUAGGCUUUAUCCGCGUUUGUAACAAAUGUAAAGUUUAGUCAAAAUGGGAAUCUGAAUUUACAAUGUGAAGAAUAGACAUCUAAAUACGAUGUUGAGGAGUAUCAGAUUAAUAGUGAGAUGAGGGAGGAGGAAUAGAAUACUAUUACAAUUCCUCAGACUAAAAGAUGUUCUUUAAUGAACGAAGUCUAAUCUCUGUCUAGAUCUCCAAUGAAAUUUUAUCAAAAGGAACCACUAUCUGCAAUUAGAUUCUUAAAAUUUAUGGAUUUGGCUAGUCCCAAGGGAGAUUCAAAUGAAAUUAUAAGUAAUGAUUUACAAAGCUGA
Molecule: messenger RNA, 1710 nt
Organism: Paramecium octaurelia
Lineage: Eukaryota; Ciliophora; Oligohymenophorea; Peniculida; Parameciidae
Source: the annotation of a GenBank genome assembly